Hippocampus zosterae (dwarf seahorse) is the source of this 912-nucleotide messenger RNA. RefSeq lists its product as uncharacterized. Lineage: Eukaryota; Metazoa; Chordata; Actinopteri; Syngnathiformes; Syngnathidae. The record is from RefSeq and is a predicted model, not a curated record. The coding region runs from base 415 to 828 and encodes 137 amino acids. The transcript is spliced from 2 exons.
GCCUUGGCGGGACACCGCUCCAGCGUUGAGAAUGACAGAGCUCAGCGCAGAGGAAGGGAGUAGCUCCAAGAUAAAUAUCACUUAAUGGCUCAUAAUGAGGCCGAAUGACAGACGACCAUUUCCUGGUGGACGCGAGGAAAGACAGGAACAAACAAAGAAACAUCACGCCGACAACAAUCUUGACGAGAACGGCCACCAUCUUGAGAGGCCUUCACUUUGUGACGCAUUUGAUAAGGUGACCGCACCGAUGCCGCCGUCGCCCAUUUCUGCACACGCCGUCCUGGGAGAGAGGCACGGUCACUCGCAGACCCAACUGGGAAUAUUUUUUUUCCCACCCCGGGACGUUUCUCUCACUACGUUAUAACACAGAGGGUGAAGAAUCAACAUUGUGCAGGCGGAGUGAGAAGUCCCACCAUGGAAAUCCUUGAUGCUUCCACACUAUCAGCUUCAGCUGUGACCUAUGACCCUAAAUCCGAGGCCGUGUCAUUGCCGGGAGGCGUGGUCUCUGUGGCGGGCAUCGCCGUGGUCACCGGCGGCGUGGAGCUCUCCUGCGGUUCCUGCAUGCUGGCUUUCGGCUUUUGGGGCACGCUCAUCGGCUUCAGCUGCGUGGGCGUGGGCACCUGGGACCAGCUGAACCACUUCAGCGGGGGAACAUCUCACUUACUGGCGCUGGGACUGGUGAUCCUGGCCUUCAGUUUUGCCGUGGUCGGGAGCGUGGUGGCCUUCUACAUCCUGACGAAGAGGAGGAGGGAGAGGAGGCGCAGCGCCAGGCAGGACGGCAAGGAAGUGCUUGUGGAGGAGAAUGCAGUUAAACGGGUCACGGUGUAAUUGACAGUCGCGAGAGAUUUGGAUUUGAGUUCUGUCAUUAAAAUGGAACGUGUUGUGCUGACACGCCUCCUGACAUGCAAAUCA